AUGCUCUGGUUAAUAUAUGGCUCAGCAGGUUGGAUUGGAGGACAAUGCCGAGACCUGCUCAACGUUGCUGGUCAAAAAGUAGUAUCAGGUCGACGUGUGGCAUCUCUGAAAGAUGUCGAAGAAGAUAUUCUGACGUAUAAACCUGAUCGUAUUAUAUGUUCUCUCGGCCGUACACAUGGUGAAGGCAUUCCAAACAUUGAUUAUUUAGAAAAGCCGGGUAAACUUAAAGAUAAUAUUCGUGAUAAUCUAUUGGCACCCAUGUUUAUCGCUCAGGCAUCGAUGCAAUAUUCAAAAUUAGCUGCACCGAUACCUACGUUGUACAUUGGUACAGGGUGUAUUUAUGAAUAUGCUAAUCCAACUGAUUUAAGUCAUCCGUUUACUGAAAAUGAUCAUCCAAAUUUCUGUGGUUCAGCAUAUUCAACUGUUAAAGGUGCAACUGACUUAUUAAUCGAUGCAUAUCCGCAUGUGAUCAAUGCUCGCAUUCGAAUGCCAAUAUCUGAUGAUCCAAAUUCACGUGAUUUUAUUACAAAAAUUCUGAAUUAUAAAAAAAUCACCUCGUUACCAAACAGCAUGACAGUCAUGUCAGAUAUAUUACCAAUUCUUUUGGCAUUAACGCAUGACGGCAAACUUGGUGGUCGUGUUAAUGCUUGCAACAAAGGAUGGGUCGAUCAUGACUGGAUUCUUAAAACUUACCAAGAAAAAACAGGUGAACCUCUUGAUUAUAUAUUGGAACCGGUCGAAGAUCAAAAUGCUCGAUUAGCUGCUCGUCGUUCAAAUAAUGUUUUAUCAUCCGAUAAACUCGAACAAUGGAUGAAAUUGUUAUCACCUGAAACACGUAAACUCUAUUACACACCACAUUUAUUGCCGGAUCUCAAAACAAGUAUCGAAAAUAUUUGCAUUCAUCGUGCGAAUCUCAAAUCAAGCAGUAGCCAAGAAUCGAGCGAAACACGACGUUUGCUCGUUACUGGUGGUUGCGGAUUUAUUGGUAGUAACUUUGUCAAUCAUUGGCUGAGAACAUAUCCCGAAGAUUCUGUUAUCAACGUCGAUAAACUCGACACAUGCUCGAAUAUAGGCAAUGUUGAACAACCGAACUCGCCGAAAUAUAAAUUAGUCGUUGCGAGUAUCAAUAAUAAAGAUUUAAUGUUACAUUUGAUGAAACAGUACGACAUUACACAUGUAGUUCAUUUUGCUGCACAAACACAUGUGGACACAUCAUUUGGCAACAGUAUACUUUUUACUGAAUCGAACAUAUUCGGUACACAUUGUUUGUUGGAAGCAAGUCGAAUUUACAAUAAACUUCGCAAAUUCAUUCAUAUCAGUACUGAUGAAGUUUACGGCGAAUGGCCAGCAGGUAGUUGUCAUGAGACCGCAGUGCUGAAUCCUACAAAUCCGUAUGCAGCAACGAAAGCUGCUGCAGAGUUUCUUGUGAAAUCUUAUGGCGAAAGUUUCAAAUUGCCAUAUGUUAUAACUCGUGGCAAUAAUGUUUACGGUCCGUAUCAAUUUCCUGAGAAAGUUAUUCCACGAUUUAUUACAACAAUAAUGGCUAAUGAGAAAAUGACAAUACAUGGUGAUGGAAAACAAGUUCGCAAUUUUAUUUACGUCACGGAUACAGUUCGUGCUGUGGAUUUAAUUCUUCGUAAAGGUAAAACAAAGAUGAUCUAUAAUAUUGGUUCGAAAGAUGAGAUCAAAGUUAUGGAAAUUGCGGCGAUUCUUCUGAAAAUUAUGAAGCCAGACGUCAAACUCGAAGAUUCGAUCAUUCACGUCAAGGAUCGAUAUUUCAAUGAUUGUCGUUAUUCGGUUAUGAUUGACGCAUUAGAAAGUUUAGGCUGGAAACAAGAGGUCAAGUUCGAUGAUGGUAUUCGGAUGACAAUCAAAUGGUAUACUGAACAUCCUGAUCAUUGGCAAAAUGAAACACCGAAUUCUACCAUGCACGAGAAUGAAUCGCGUGAAAAGUGGUUGCCGCCAUCCGGCACGUAUACAAAACCCUUUGGACAUGGAUCUACUUCCAUACGAACUUCUCGUCCUGCAAAAAUUACAAUUAUUUUCAUCAUCUUCAUCACCGGACUCGUUUGUACAUGGAAAGUUGUGUUGAAAGACAAUCCGGUACAGGAGCCAACGCUUGUGCGAUCUCAAAAUGAUUCUUCUUCUUUAUGUCGUCGGAUCCAUAGUUAUCCGACUACAACAGAUCGAGAACGUUGUUAUCCACUGCUGAUUAAUUUCGGCCAUCAAUGUUGUCUGCUUGCGCAAAAAAACAACUGUUUGACAGGUUUGAAACACGGAAUUCAACAAUGUUUGAUGCUGAAUAAGAAGAUUUUGGAUGCUGAUCCUGGAUUUGUCAAUCGAAACAAAAAUAUUCUAGAUCGGCAGAGAGGAGCUGGCUAUUGGCUAUGGAAACCAUACAUAAUCCUCCAGGAGCUUUAUCUAGCACGAGACGGAGAUAUAAUCGUAUAUUCAGAUGCUGCAGUUAAUUUUACCAAUGAUAUUUCCCACUUAACAAAACUGACGUCGAAACAAGACAUUGUCCUUUUCGAAUUAGCUGAUUGGAAGGAAUCAAUGUUUACCAAACGUGAUGCGUUGAUUAUUCUCGAUGCUGAUAAACCAGAGUAUACAAAAACACAGGCGGGAAUUGCUUCUUAUCUUGUGGUAAAAAGAAGCUUUAGUAGUCUGCGAUUCAUAUCCGAAUGGUUGACGUAUGCACAAGACCAUCGAGUGAUUACAGACGACGAGAAUGAACUCGGAUCAUCGAAUUAUCCUGAUUUUCGUGCACAUCGUCACGAUCAAUCUACAUUGAGUCUAGUGGCGAAGAAAUGGAAUCUGACAUUUUAUCCAGAUCCUAGUCAAUGGGGAGAAAAGGUGAACCGUCCAUAUCCAACUAUAUUCAAUCAUCAUCGAUCGAAGAAUUAA
Adineta ricciae is the source of this 2904-nucleotide messenger RNA. The record is from the annotation of a GenBank genome assembly. Lineage: Eukaryota; Metazoa; Rotifera; Eurotatoria; Adinetida; Adinetidae.